AAUUGGCAGAGCCAGAAUUCAAACCCAGGUGUUUAACUCCAGAACCUAAGCUCAAAACUAAUAUUCCUUGCUGACUUGUCUCUCACUUCAAAAAGAGGAUAUUCUAGAUAUAUCAGGGAAGGGACUGGGGCACAUUAACAUUGAUUGAUCACCUUCAGUGUGUCAGACUUUCUGCUUUAUAAACAUACCUCAUUUAUCCUCAAGACAACUCUUCAAGGUAGGUAUUACAGUAUCCUACUUGCAGAUGAGAAAACCAAGUCUUAAGGAGAUUAAGUAGGUUGCUCAAGACCACAAAGCUGUUAUAUCGCAGAGUCAGGAUUCAAAUCAGGUAUGACUGGCUCCAAAGCUCUGAGAAACGGAAAAUAGGGAUACAGGAAAAACAAGUCCAUCCAUGUACAAGACACUGAGUCCAUUUUCCAGGGCCACCUUUGCUUUCCCUCAGAGGACUCUGCUCCCAGUCUCUGGCUCCAGGUCUGCAGCCAGGCUAACAAGAACCUGCUGGCCUAAGUCCCAAGAUGUGAUCUAUCCAGCCAACCCUUCAUCUUCUCCCCUACCCUGGGGCUUCCUGGAGCCCCCUCUGCUCCUCCCACUUCAUUGCAGCUCAGGGCCCUCAGAGACUGGCUUUGCUCCUUCUCUCUUUGAAGCACAGAACAAGAAAUCCAAAAAGAUCAGCAGAAAAGAAGCGGAAAAAAGAAGAUCUUCCAAGAACCCGAAAGAUCCUUUUCCCUUCGCCGAGUCCCCUUCACCGCAGAAGUUCCGCGGGCUGCGCACUUGCUCUCUCCUGGUCCUGGGGAAACGUGGUUACCUGGCCCUGAGGCUGCCCUCCUGGACCUUUCUCAACUGGAGACCCUUGUUGUGCCUGCAGUGACAUAAGCAGUAUGGAAUGGAGGAGGCAAACAUCAGACCCUGGACUGGACAGAGCUCAAGCCACCUAGAUGGAGCACACACACAAAAAGAUGGGUGCUCCAGGCUAGGCUGGGGACACGAUUCUGCACAUUGGGAAAGUCUGUGUUUCUCUGGGCUUCUAUUUACUUGUCUGUAAAAUGGGAUAUAAUCACU
Molecule: messenger RNA, 1059 nt
Organism: Aethalodelphis obliquidens (Pacific white-sided dolphin)
Lineage: Eukaryota; Metazoa; Chordata; Mammalia; Artiodactyla; Delphinidae
Gene: ASIP
Product: agouti signaling protein
Exons: 3
Coding region: 392-868 (158 amino acids)
Biological process (GO): hormone-mediated signaling pathway; melanosome organization
Cellular component (GO): extracellular region
Molecular function (GO): neuropeptide hormone activity; melanocortin receptor binding
Source: RefSeq, a predicted model, not a curated record